Messenger RNA from Lampris incognitus (smalleye Pacific opah), 4158 nucleotides. RefSeq names its product Src homology 2 domain containing transforming protein D, b (gene shdb). Gene Ontology annotation, molecular function: phosphotyrosine residue binding. The record is from RefSeq and is a predicted model, not a curated record. Lineage: Eukaryota; Metazoa; Chordata; Actinopteri; Lampriformes; Lampridae. The coding region runs from base 300 to 1544 and encodes 414 amino acids. The transcript is spliced from 7 exons.
UGUGUGUGCGCGGUAGUAGUAGCGGCGCUCGCUCGCUCGCUCUCUCGCACACCGGCCGUCCGUCGCACCCCGGGCCAAGCUCCGCUGGGUCCGCAGCGGUCCUUUCCACCGGGGCGGUUGUUCCCUGUCUGGCGCGUGCUGUACGGAAAUGAGGUGGUAGAGGAUGAUCCCCGUUCCGCUUCACGCGCUCCCCGUCAGCAGAGGCGCGGAGUCCGGCCGACCCAGGGACUGGUGAGACGGCUGCCUCCUGCCUUCAUCAUCCAGUUAUCAUCGGCGUCCUCUGCGGAAGCUCCGCUGCCAUGGCCAAGUGGCUGAAAGACUACCUGAGCUUCGGCAGCAGGAAGGUCCCCCCUCAGCCGCCCACGCCGGACUAUACCGAGAGCGAGAUCCUCAAGGCUUACCGGCUCCAAAAGGAUCUGGACUUUGAGGACCCCUACGAGGAGUCUGAGAACCAGUGCAGGAGCGAGUCGGUGUCCGCCGACCCUUCCACGCCCGUGUUUGGGUCCCCGAUGAAGACCUCGAGCCUGGACAUGAAGUCCCCCAAACACAGACUGAUCAAAGUGGAGUCCCAGGAGCUGGGACGCACCAAGAUCCUUCUCAGCGCCAUCUCCUUGGAGGACCAGCAGGAGCCUGUGGUCCCGUCCGCCCCACUGGCUGGAGACACAGAUUACUCAGACCCCUUCGAUGCACGACUGGCCCACCGACCAGAACCAGACCUGGGGCCGGCGCCCAGUGAGAACAAUGGCUACAUGGAGCCAUAUGAGGCCCAGAGGGUCAUAACAGAGCUGCAACGUGGUCCCGGAGGAGGGCGUGCACGGGGCGGCGUGCAGCUCUACGACACCCCCUACGAGGAUGAGCGGGGUCGGGGUCUGGGCUUCAGAGACCACCCAUCAGAAGAGCGAGGCCGGGGCCUGGGCCCGGGCCCGGGCCUGGGUUACGGGGAGGCCCAGGAGGAGGGCAAGGAGAGCAGCAGGCUUCCUCAGGACGACGAGAGGCCAGCCGACGAGUACGACCAGCCCUGGGAAUGGAAGAAGGACCACAUCUCCAAGGCCUUUGCAGUGCAGUUUGACGGGGCAGAAUGGGACCGCUCCUCGUCCCCUACAGAGCGGUUGCAUCCCCCAGGGCCCCCCCGGGCCAGCCCGCUUGCUGGAGGCGGUGUGAAGUUCCGUAUGCCGCAAGAGGGCCACAACAUGCUGGGCGAGAGAGUGGACCCCAGCCUGCCGCUGGAAAAGCAGGUGUGGUACCACGGCGCGCUGUCACGCUCAGAGGCCGAAUCGCUUCUGACGCUGUGCAAAGAGUGUAGUUACCUGGUGAGGAACAGUCAGACCAGCCGCUCAGACUACUCCCUGUCACUACGGAGCUGCCAGGGCUUCAUGCACAUGAAGUUCACCCACUGUAAAGACGGCAAGUACGUGCUGGGGCAGAACAGCCUGCCCUUCGACACCAUCCCGGAAGUCAUCCACUUCUACACCACGCACAAACUACCAAUCAAAGGGGCCGAACACCUCUCCCUGCUGUUUCCCGUGCUGGUGCAGACGCUCUGAUUGCCCCCACCCACCCCCACCCCCCGUCCCCCCGCCGGUGUUCUUCUCGACCGGCCGGCUUUUUAAGUGAUUGGACCUCCCAAAGCCCCGAUUUUCUUGAAUGUUUGAUGUGAUCGACAGAAAGGGACUGUCAGUGCUUCUUCUUCUUCUCUCAUCGGACCAGGAGUGUUUCAGAUGAUUCACCCCCCCCCCCCAGUGGCUUGCAGAUGCCAUCACCAACCCCUGCUGUUGUGCUUUGUGCCAAGAAAGUCGAUUCACGUGAAAUGCCACACCAGAACUUUCCACUGUGACUCUCAUCUCGUCUCCGCAUGAAGGAGGACCGAGUUUUAUGUCUUUUAAUAUCAAUCUUUCCCUUAUUACUUUCCCUCAAUGUCUUCAUCAAAUAGAGGGUCUACGUUUUUCAAAUAGUCAAGGUCAUCAAUCUAUAAAAUGUUUUUUUAAUCGCUGAAAGGUGAAAUUUUGAAGAAAAACAAGGUGCUCCCCCAAAUGCAGCAAUACUUCCAAACUCUAGUUUUAUACACGGAGCCUCGCCCGUCCUGUGGAUCAUGGGCCGCUUGUUGGUUUGACUUCAGCUGGAGAGUUUUCCGUUUUGUAUCGCCAUGCUGCUAUCUGCUCAAGAUUUGCUCAACCCAAAUGUCUCUGUGACCCCAUUCCCACCCAGUGUUAGCAUGUGAUCCGUAUCUGGAUGAUAACGUGGUCUCAUGUCCGCACUGUGUCUGUCUUGCGAUUGGUUUUUAUUUUUCAUGUGCGCCAUACAAAACAAGGAGGUGGCAAGUCUUUCUGUUGCCGCUGAAAACAAUAUUCACAGCAAACAAAAGUCGCCAGGAUGGGGCGUCCGGGUGGCGUGGUGGUCUAUUCCGUUGCCCGCCAUCAUAGGGAUCGCCGGUUCGAAUCCCUGUGUUACCUCCGGCUUGGUCGGGCAUCCCUACAGACACAGUUGACCGUGUCUGCGGGUGGGAAGCCGGAUGUGGGUAUGUGUCCUGGUCGCUGCACUAGCGCCUCCCCUGGUCGGUCGGGGCACCUGUUCCGGCGGGGGGGGGGACUGGGAGGGAAUAGCGUGAUCCUCCCACGCGCUACAUCCCCCUGGCGAAACUCCUCACUGUCAGGUGAAAAGAAGCGGCUGGCGACUCCACGUGUAUGGGAGGAGGCAUGUGGUGGUCUGCAGCCCUCCCCGAAUCAGCAGAGGGGGUGGAGCAGCGACCGGAAGAGUGAGGUAAUUGGCCGGGUACAACUGGGGAGAAAAAAAGGGGCAAAAUCUAAAAGAAAGUAUACCAGAUGUCGUCAAAGUUCCUGCAGCUCUGAUCACGUGUGUGCGUUGUUGCGUUUACACCUUGCGUCAGCAUGCAGCGUUCCUCUUAAAGUCCCGUAUCCAGACCCAGACUGCAUGUUGAUACCGGGUGUGGCGGGGUUCAUGUCACGUGACUGGUCCUCAUCGUAAGCACCAGUGUGUGUUGUUGGUACUUGCCUUGAACGUGUGGACCUGUAUUUACUGUUGGUUGCCUACAGUUGCGUUCGGUGAACAGUGCUAAGAUUUCUAAAAGCAACUUGCCCCCCUCACGCCGCCAACGCCUCCCCUCCCCUCCGCACCCCCCCCCCCGCGAUCGGCUCACCGGGAACUGGGCCACAUCCAGAGCGAGGGAGCACUAAUCUGGAAUGAUUGAUCACUCUGAGAAACUCGGAGAAGCUUUGUGCUCGUUGGCCCCGAUUUCACAAUUCCUACACAAGUGUGUUUGAUCCCAGAUUCUGGGGCUGCCCGGUGUGAUUACACGGUCCGUCGAUGUGUUCGGGGUCCCGCGGGGGCCCGGGGUGCAGUAUCGUGCACCUCACACCGUUUUUGAGGAGCAGGCCGUACCUUUUUUGGUUUUAACAAAUGAUUUUGGAUAAGGCAUUUUAUUAUAAGUAAUCAAUGGCGGCUGGGGCGCCGCCCCCUUCAAACACCAAGAGAUGGAAAUCUACUUCAACAUGUAAAAUAUAAUUUGGUUGUGUGAUGCAAAUAAUGAUGAAAUAAAAGUCUGUGAGCAGCAUUAAAUAUUGGUUCAAAUGGUGUUUGGUUGGUUCCUGUCUGAAUACAUAUACUUCCUGGGUGAGGGGCGCCGGCCAAACGACACCUUAUGUAAGCCCUCAAACUUGUGGCGAGCACGUGACCUGAGGCUGCUGUCUGAUUGGUUUCUUCAGAUUUUCCAGGGGGCGCAGUUCUGUGCUGCCCCAGACACGCCCACUUUUAUUGGCAGCGAAUUGGUGUUGUUUUAAUGUUUUUUGAUCUAAUGUGAUUGGACAGUUCUCGUGGCUGUCAAUCAUGUUCACACCCACCACGACGCCUCGUCUCGGCUGUCAAUCAUCCACCAUCUGCGAGCCCUGAUAAAAUCUCUAGGCUACAUUGUCCUUCUUGAUAACUCUGUGACUGUGUGGACAUUAAAGCUGCUGUCAGGUGGGCUGCGCCAAGCUAAAUUGCGCCCCCCCCCCCAAAUUUUUUUAACACCAGCCGCCACUGCAAGUUCACAAGUCCACUCUAUUGCCUGGGUUGUCUUUUUUGUCUGUCUCAUGCUAAAUAGGUGGCAGGUUGCCUCAUUUAUCUGCUCAUUUCACCUGUGGUCCAAACAAUAAAGUGUGUCUC